AUGGCUACGGAGACGGACAAGAGGAAGGAGAGUGCAGUGGGAUUGAACUACCCGAUGUUGACAAAAAGUAACUAUAUUGUGUGGUCACUGAAGGUGAAAGUCUUUAUGCAAGCACAUGGUAUUUGGGAGGCAGUUGAACCGAAGGACCCUGAGGCUGUGAUAGAAGAGAAGAAGGAUAAACUAGCCUUAGCUGCGAUAUAUCAGUGCAUUCCAGAUGACAUGUUGCUUACUAUUGCAGAGAAGACGACAACCAAAGGAGCUUGGGACGCAAUCAAAACUAUGUGUUUGGGUGCAGAUCGGGUAAGGAAAGCUAAAGUGCAAACAAUGAAGGCAGAGUUUGAAUCCCUACGGAUGACAGAUGGUGAGGCGUUGGAUGAUUUUUGUAUGAGGUUAAAUGCUCUGGUCACUAAGAUACGUGAAUUGGGAGAGGAUAUGGCAGAGUCAUACGUGGUUAAGAAGCUGUUGAGAGCCAUGCCUCCAAAGUUUCUCCAAAUUACGUCGACAAUCGAACAAUUUGGGGACCUUGAGGUCAUGACCGUUGAAGAAACUAUUGGGUCUCUUAAGGCUCAUGAUGAAAGGCUAAAAGGAUCGACUGAGCACACAAGCAACCAGUUGUUGCUGACAAAAGAUGAGUGGAAGAAACGUGAGAUUGGUGAAGGGCAAUUACUAAUGACCAAAGAAGAAUGGGCCAAGAAAUAUGAGAAGGGAGGCACUGAAACAUCAAGGAGUCAGAGAGGUGGUAACUACUACAAUCUAAACAGGAGGCAAAUCUGA
Daucus carota subsp. sativus is the source of this 774-nucleotide messenger RNA. RefSeq lists its product as uncharacterized. The record is from RefSeq and is a predicted model, not a curated record. The transcript has a single exon. Bases 1 to 774 code for a protein of 257 amino acids. Lineage: Eukaryota; Viridiplantae; Streptophyta; Magnoliopsida; Apiales; Apiaceae.